This is a messenger RNA of Rhodotorula graminis WP1, 1574 nucleotides long. RefSeq lists its product as uncharacterized. The record is from RefSeq and is a predicted model, not a curated record. The transcript is spliced from 4 exons. Gene Ontology annotation, molecular function: RNA helicase activity; ATP binding; nucleic acid binding. The coding region runs from base 138 to 1574 and encodes 478 amino acids. NCBI's taxonomy places the organism in Eukaryota, Fungi, Basidiomycota, Microbotryomycetes, Sporidiobolales, Sporidiobolaceae.
CGGAGGACCACUCGCACCACAGCGGCGGCAGCAGCAGCAGCGCCGCCUCGCGCAGCCCGUCGCCCGCACCAGUCGCCUCGACCUCGCGCACCACCACCACCACCAAGGACAAGGCGACGCUCGUGCCCGCCGGCGGCAUGCUCACGACCGAGACCAAGUCGACCGCGACGUUCGCCUCGCUCGGGCUCCUGCCCGCCCUGUGCGACGCGUGCGCCUCGCUCGGGUUCACGGCGCCGUCCCAGAUCCAGGAGGAGUGCGUCCCUUACGCCAUCGAGGGGCGCGACAUUAUCGGCCUCGCCCAGACGGGAUCGGGCAAGACGGCCGCGUUUGCGCUCCCCAUCUUGCACCACCUGUGGGAAGACCCGCAGGGCUUGUUCGCCGUCGUGCUCGCCCCGACUCGCGAGCUCGCGUACCAGAUCAGCGACACGUUCACGGCGCUCGGGAGCGGCAUCGGCGUUCGCGUCGCCACCAUCGUCGGCGGCAUGGACACGAUGGCCCAGCAGGUCGCCCUCGCCAAGAAGCCUCACGUCAUCGUCGCGACGCCCGGUCGCCUCCAGGACCACCUCGAGAACACCAAAGGGUUCUCGCUCCGCAACUUGCGCUACUUGGUCCUCGACGAGGCGGACCGCCUGCUCGACCUCGACUUUGGGCCCGUCAUCGACAAGAUCCUCAAGGUGAUCCCGCGCGAGGGUCGCCGCACGUACCUGUUCUCGGCGACCAUGACGACCAAGGUGGCCAAGCUGCAGCGCGCGUCGUUGCGCGACCCGGUCAAGCUCGAGGUGUCGAGCAAGUACCAGACCGUGUCGACCCUGCUCCAGUACUACCUCCUCGUCCCGCUCAAGCACAAGGACCUCCACCUCGUGCACCUCCUCCACACCCUGUCGGGCCUCACGACCAUCGUCUUUGUGCGCACCGUCGUCGACGCCCAACGGCUCGCCAUCCUCUUGCGCCUCUUGGCCUUCCCGGCCGUGCCGCUCCACGGCCAGCUGUCCCAGUCGGCGCGCCUCGGUGCCCUCAACAAGUUCAAGUCGGGCAACAAGUCGAUCCUGCUCGCGACCGACGUUGCCAGUCGCGGACUCGACAUUCCCUCGGUCGACCUCGUCGUCAACUAUGACCUGCCGACCAACUCGAAGGACUACAUCCACCGCGUCGGGCGCACGGCGAGGGCGGGUCGCAGUGGCAAGAGUGUCACGCUCGUGACGCAGUACGACGUCGAGCUGUUCCAGCGCAUCGAGGGCGUCAUCGGCAAGAAGAUGGACGAGUACCCGCUCGGCGCAUCGGGCAAAGCCGAGGCGCUCCUCCUCUCGGAGCGCGUCGGCGAGGCCCAGCGCGAGGCCAUCCGCGAGGUCAAGGAGCUCCAGCUCGGGGGGUCGCUCGGCAACAAGGGCAAGAAGCGCCGCGCCCAGGACGAGGGGGACGAGCGCGACCGCGACGACGAUGAGCGCGAGGCGGGCAUGCCGCGCGUUGGGGGUGGCGGUGGCGGUGGCGGUGGGCGCGGUCGAGGAGGCGCGAGGGGCGGACGGGGAGGCGGCGGUGGGCGCGGUGGCGGUGGAGGAAAGAGGGGCCGCAGGUAG